Rhinolophus ferrumequinum (greater horseshoe bat) is the source of this 4910-nucleotide messenger RNA. It is a transcript of the gene ZYG11B, whose product is annotated as zyg-11 family member B, cell cycle regulator. Lineage: Eukaryota; Metazoa; Chordata; Mammalia; Chiroptera; Rhinolophidae. Gene Ontology annotation, molecular function: protein binding. The record is from RefSeq and is a predicted model, not a curated record. Bases 185 to 2419 code for a protein of 744 amino acids. The transcript has 14 exons. Gene Ontology annotation, cellular component: Cul2-RING ubiquitin ligase complex.
GAGUUUGCGUUCCAGGUCCGGCUGCCGCUGCGGCUGCUGCACUUCUAGCUUCCGAGGGAAGGAGGCCGAGGCCUGGGCCAAGCCCGGAGCCGCCGCUCGCCGGAGCCUCCUGGAGCCCCCGCGCCGGCUCAACCUGGGGGCGGGCUCAGGCCCGGCCCGCCGCCGAGCCCAGGACAGAGGCUGCAUGCCCGAGGACCAGGCCGGCACAGCUAUGGAGGAGGCGUCUCCCUAUUCCUUACUUGAUAUCUGCUUGAAUUUCCUGACUACGCACCUUGAGAAAUUCUGUUCAGCAAGACAAGAUGGAACAUUGUGUCUGCAAGAACCUGGAGUAUUUCCACAGGAGGUGGCUGAUCGACUGCUUCAGACCAUGGCUUUUCAUGGUCUACUGAAUGAUGGAACUGUAGGUAUUUUUAGGGGCAACCAGAUGCGCUUAAAGAGAGCUUGCAUUCGCAAAGCGAAGAUCUCUGCUGUUGCUUUCCGGAAAGCCUUCUGCCACCACAAAUUAGUGGAACUUGAUGCCACCGGUGUGAAUGCUGACAUCACGAUUACAGACAUCAUCAGUGGGCUUGGCAGUAACAAAUGGAUCCAGCAGAAUCUCCAGUGCCUAGUGCUGAACUCAUUAACUCUGUCCCUUGAAGAUCCUUAUGAACGGUGUUUCAGCCAGCUUUCUGGCCUUCGAGCAUUAAGCAUCACCAACGUUCUCUUUUACAAUGAAGACCUGGCUGAAGUUGCCUCAUUGCCAAGAUUAGAGAGCCUGGAUAUUUCUAACACCUCGAUCACAGACAUCACGGCUCUGCUGGCCUGCAAAGAUCGACUCAAAUCUCUAACCAUGCACCACUUGAAAUGUUUAAAAAUGACAACUACCCAGAUACUGGAUGUUGUUCGAGAACUGAAAUAUCUGAAUCAUCUUGAUAUUUCAGAUGAUAAACAGUUUACAUCAGACAUAGCUCUGCGCUUACUAGAACAAAAGGACAUCUUACCCAACCUCGUCUCCCUGGAUGUUUCUGGGAGAAAGCACGUGACAGAUAAAGCUGUUGAAGCCUUUAUACAACAACGGCCCAGCAUGCAAUUUGUAGGUUUGCUGGCCACUGAUGCUGGUUACUCUGAAUUCCUCACAGGCGAAGGACAUUUGAAGGUAUCUGGAGAAGCCAAUGAAACUCAGAUUGCAGAAGCAUUGAAGCGGUACAGUGAACGGGCAUUCUUUGUCCGGGAAGCUCUAUUUCACCUUUUUAGCCUGACUCAUGUGAUGGAAAAAACAAAGCCAGAAAUUUUAAAGCUUGUGGUUACUGGAAUGAGAAACCACCCUAUGAAUUUGCCAGUGCAACUUGCUGCAAGCGCCUGUGUAUUUAACUUAACCAAGCAAGAUCUUGCUGCAGGAAUGCCUGUCCGACUUCUGGCUGAUGUGACCCAUUUGCUGCUCAAAGCCAUGGAACAUUUUCCUAAUCACCAACAGUUACAGAAGAAUUGCCUCCUUUCACUUUGCAGUGACCGGAUCCUUCAAGAUGUUCCAUUUAACAGGUUUGAAGCAGCCAAGCUUGUCAUGCAAUGGCUCUGCAACCAUGAGGAUCAAAACAUGCAAAGGAUGGCAGUUGCUAUCAUUUCCAUCCUGGCUGCCAAGCUUUCUACAGAACAAACGGCGCAGCUUGGUGCUGAGCUCUUCAUUGUCAGGCAACUUCUUCAAAUAGUGAAGCAGAAAACCAAUCAAAAUUCAGUGGACACUACUUUGAAGUUUACUUUGAGUGCACUUUGGAACCUCACAGAUGAAUCUCCAACCACUUGCAGACACUUUAUUGAAAACCAAGGGUUAGAACUCUUCAUGAGGGUUCUAGAGUCUUUCCCAACUGAAUCAUCCAUUCAACAGAAAGUCCUAGGACUUUUGAACAAUAUAGCUGAAGUACAAGAAUUGCAUUCUGAAUUAAUGUGGAAGGAUUUUAUAGACCACAUCAGUAGCCUCCUACAUAGUGUUGAAGUGGAAGUCAGUUACUUUGCAGCAGGAAUUAUUGCCCAUUUAAUAUCUAGAGGUGAACAAGCGUGGACGUUGAGCCGUAGCCAGAGGAAUUCUCUCCUGGAUGAUCUGCAUUCAGCUAUUUUGAAAUGGCCAACUCCGGAGUGUGAGAUGGUAGCAUACAGGUCCUUUAAUCCAUUUUUCCCAUUACUUGGCUGUUUCACAACACCAGGAGUCCAGCUAUGGGCAGUUUGGGCCAUGCAACAUGUCUGCAGCAAGAAUCCCUCAAGGUAUUGCAGCAUGCUGAUUGAGGAAGGAGGAUUGCAGCAUUUAUACAACAUCAAAGAGCAUGAACAGACGGACCCCCAUGUCCAACAGAUAGCUGUGGCCAUUCUGGACAGCUUAGAAAAACACAUUGUACGCCAUGGGAGACCACCUCCCUGUAAAAAGCAGCCGCAGGCCAGACUAAAUUGAUAGCCAUAGGUAAUUGGAUAAUUGAAUCACAAGAAUCAUUUUUGUGGUAGGUUCAUUUGGAAUAUCUUAUCCUCUGUGAUGUUUUGGGGUUUCUAUGACAAGAGUCAUAGAUCAGUAUGGGAUAGAUGAUGUACAGUACUGCCCGUGUGAACAGUCUCUAAUUUGUCUUGUGAUUUUUAACAUAUGAGGCAAGAAGGGUCUCUUCCUUCAUCAUUGCCUUUUAGGAAAUUUUCCACAUCUUUCAGUGUUUGAACUUACCUGUGCUUGAAAUUCUACAGUUUUAUGAUAAAGUUUGCACGAACCCUUAGACAAGACUUUUCUGACCUUAAAGACCCUUCCAAUCAGUUUGCAGCUUCAGAUAAGCUGUUAACCUGAUUUCUGGCACUGCUUCAGUUGUAAAUUUUUUACUGCUUCUGUAUAAAAUGCCUUCAUUUCUCUGUCUGUGUACCUUUUAUAAGAUGUCCUUCUUAGUGUGAAAGAAUGGAAAUGUGAAUCCUCUCCUUCCGAAAGCUACUCAAUGGCUGGAGCCCGGAUGGCUGGCAGAAAAAUAUAUUAAAAAGAAAAACUAUUAAGGAAGAAGAGAAUUUAGGAACUGGGAAGAGGUCUGCUCUUAUGGUAUAGUUUUUAAACUGGGGCAAACUAUCCUUCUGGAGCCACCUCUCCUGAGGCAGUAGUUUGUUCUUCAUAUUUAUUCAUGGAGGCAUGAGCUGCUGCUUCCUACACAAACUGCUGGUUACUCUCUAGAAAUAGUUCCCCAAGCAUCACAGUGUAAAAUAUUACAGCAUUCUGUGUUAAACGUUAACUGUCUAAAUCUCUAUAUGCCACAUUGUUGUAAAAAUGUGAGUUUUUAAAGUGUCUCUUGUUAAAACUGGCCAUUCUUUUCCCUCUCUUUCAAAGUCAUUUUGUUCAGUGGAAUGGAGACUACACAUGGUAUUACCCGCUCAGUUAAAAUACAAUGAACAACAGUAAAUUUUGCCAUGAGAAGUUAAAUUUUCUUUUGUUUCAAAAUAUGUGUAUCCUAAUGUUUUCACGUUAGAGAAAGAUGUCCACAUCUCACUGCCAAAAAAAUGAACAAGAAGAAUUAGACUAUUGUUAAAUGUAGUGAUUCUAGUUGUAGUGCAUACAAGGAAAUAUUUUGUAGUGUAUAAAAGGGUUAUUUUUUAGACAAUUACCUUUCCUUUAAGAUACCUGUUACAGUAUAGCAAAGAAUCAGUUAUCAUUAUACCAAUAAUGGCAGUUGGGAGGCAGCAAGUCAUCGAGAAAUUUAAUUCCCAUUUAAAAUUUUAGUUUGUGAAUAAGGUUAAUCGCAAUCUCAGAUGACUGCCUUUUUUUUUUUAUAGAUGGCCAAAAUGUUUUCAAUUGAGUUUUUAAAUGGUGUGUUUAAAUUAUAGUGAUUAUUCAGAAGCAUUUUUAUUUAGAAAGAAGCCAGUUUGUUAGUAUGCUGAUAACAUUUUUGACAUAUACAUUUCAUACCACUAUUACAAUAACCAUACUUGAAUUAUUUGGUAUUCCUCCACAGGGAUGAAAAAUUAAACUAAAAAAAAAGUAAAUAUUUAGAACCAAAUUAAAUUGUGAGUUAACUCUGACUUAAUUGGUUUAAGAAAUUUUUAUAGGUACAGGAUAAAUUUUCAUAAAUUAAGUCUAUUUCAGAGGAAAUGGAAAAUUCUUUAAAAUUUUCCCCAUUUUCUGAAUUUUAAUAUCAAAGGCAAAAUGUAAAAAAUAAGACAGCCUACAGUAGCUUGGAAGUUGCUACUAGCUAUGUUGACCAUUUCCAAGUCUCCUAGCUUGUGUAGUUAAGAAAAAGCCUAUUUGGGAAGUUUAACUUCAAGUUUCUCCUGUAUCCUGUUUAAGAUAAAAGUGCGUGUUCCUUAUAGGCUAAUCUUAGACUUUUGUCUUUACUAAUUGUUUUCACAAAUGGCUAAAAAUAUACAGAAAACAAUAAAUCUUUUCAUUGCUCAGAAUACCUUGUUGAUAGAUGAAGACUCAAAAAUAUUUAAAUAUGCUAUAUUGAACACUGGUAAAGGCCAGAACCCUCUUGAGUCUUAAAAACAAAAUAAUUGGUCACAUCCCAAAUAUAUAAAAAUUGUAGUGCCUUUGUGGUUGGGAUGGUUCUUAAAAUUGUGUAUCUGAUUAAGGCACAGAAUUAUCUCGAAGGUCUUGAAUCUGGCUAAAAUAUAUUAGAUGUGUAUAUUGAAAUAAUAAAGCAUAACUGGCCUGUCUCUACGGUUAGAAUCUAUUGGGCCUCCCUUUUGCAUUUGUAUAAUAGAAUGUAACAGUACUUGGUGCCUUCAAGAGUUACCUCUUCAGUGGCUUAGAGGUACUGUUUCAAGCACAAUUUAGACAGGUCAAACCACUCAUUGCUCAAAUCAUAGGUGUGCUCAGAUAUUGUAAAAUAUCACUACAUCGGUCCACAAACAACAGCAAGGUUUAGAUCUAAGGGAAAUGGAAUUAGACUUUCUAGAGUAUAAGGAUGCUUAUUGGUAUCAUUGAG